AUGAGUGAUGAGGAAGAAGUGAAUGAAGGUGAGGGCAAACGAACUUCAAGAAAGGAGCUCAAAAGGCUAAUUUAUGAAGCUAGAAAGAUAAGGAGCAAAGAGAAAGGCUAUUUUCAGUUGAUUGGUAAUCGUGGUUACUGCGUCAAGUACCUCAAGAUCACACCAGAAAAUGUAUCAGCGAUAUCUCAAACACAUACUACAUCAAAUAAGCCUAAGAAGCGUAAAAAGAUUACUACAAAGGAACAAUUGGAUACCAUAGCAAAUUGCAUGGGAGAAAUACGGCAGCACGCCCUUAAAAAUGAUGAACUGAAGUUGAUGAAAUUGCUUAAUUGCAAUGGCACCAAUUUUCAUGACAUUAAUCGGAUGAAGGAGAUUGAGAAGGCAGGUCUGGCAGUACCUACCGAAUUGAGUAAGUUUGUCGACAAGAAACUGAAGAGAAUGAAGAAUAGGAGAGACAGAAUAGCUUCUUUCCCCAUAAAAUUAAUAGUUUCUAAUCAAAAAGUUGUAAAUAAACCGGUUCAGAAACCAAUGAUUCUAGCACCAAUGCAGAGUGCCAAAUUGCCCAUUAAACAAGUAAAUUACAAAAGUGUCAUUGUGAAAAGGGAUAGUAAAAUCGAAGAUAGCCGGGCUAAAUUGCCUAGUGUGAUGAUGGAAAGUGAGAUUAUAGACUCUAUACUGCAUAACCAUGUGACAAUAGUUACAGGGGACACCGGAUGUGGCAAAUCCACUCAAAUACCACAAUUUUUGUAUGAAAACGGAUUUUGCCACGAAGGAACUAUAAUUGGGGUGACUCAGCCACGCAGAGUUGCCUGUAUUGCUGUAGCUAAUCAGGUAAGAUUAGAAAUUGGUGAUGAAACACUGGUAGGUUUUCACAUAAGAAACCUCAGAGAUAAUGUAAAAAAUUGUAAAAUCAAGUUCAUGACUGAGGGGAUAUUGCUUCAGGAAGUUAGAAAUGAUUUGUUGUGUAAAAAGUAUUCGGUGAUAAUAAUUGAUGAGGCACAUGAGCGAUCGCUAAAUUGUGACAUACUUAUCGGAAUACUUUCUAGAGUAAUAGUUUCUAGGUGGAAGAGAUUUGAAUCAAACGGAAGUAUCCCUCUUAAGCUGGUCAUAAUGUCAGCCACAAUAAAUGUUGAACAGUUUGUUAGAUGUGAGAUAUUUAAGAAUUUGGCUGUUAAUCAUAUCCACAUUUCCACACUUAAGCAAUCAACAGUGUCAAUACAUUACCUAAAGAAGACUAGCGAGAAUUAUUUAGAUGAGGCAAAAAAAGCUGUGAUAAAGAUACACUCUAAAUUUCCCAGGGGGAGUAUUCUAGUUUUUGUAUGCGGAAAAGAUGAAAUCAAAAUUCUCGCUCGUAGUUUGGCCAAACAAACUAAUACUAGAGUGAACGGAGAAAGUGGUCACGAUAUUGAAUCUUGCUCAUCAGAUAAUUCCUCAGAUGAAUCUAGUGUAUAUAGUAUCGGUGACGAUGAGCGUGAGUUGUCUAAUAUGUGGAAAGGAUCUGAUGGUACUGGAACUCUAAAAAUUGUAUCCCUUCAUGCAUCCCAAGCGCCUCAUGAACAGAAUAUCGCGUUUUCAAAUCCAAAAGAUAGUGAAAGGGUGGUAAUUAUCUCGACAAAUGUUGCCGAAACUUCUAUCACCCUCCCUAAUAUUAGAUAUGUGGUGGAUUGUGGUAAGGAGAAGAGGAAAAGUUACACAUGUGGAGCGACCAUAUCAAAAUUCGUAAUUGGAGAUAUUUCCCAAUCUUCUGCUGACCAGCGUGCUGGUAGAGCUGGUAGAUUAGGUCCUGGUCAUUGCUAUCGUAUGUAUUCAUCGAGUGUAUAUGACCACAUAUUCAAACCAUAUACACAGCCUGAAAUAGAUAUGUGCCCAUUGGAUGGCACGUUGCUAUUUUUGUGCAGCCUUGGUAUAGUUAAUUUGGAUUCAUUCCCGUUUUUAACGGCACCCACAAUAGAUAAUAUAAAUCGCACAGUAAAAAGAUUAGUAGGUCUGGAUGCUUUGGCAAUUGAUGGUGACAAAGUCAAUAUUACAAUGAUGGGUAAGGCGAUGUCAGAGAUCCCAAUUGAACCGCGUUAUUCCCGAAUGAUUCUAACCGCAAUGUCCAAGCAUGCUGGUGGCGGUUUAGUUUGGUAUACUUGUUUGGUUGCUUCAAGUUUGUCACUAGGACUGUUGGUUGAUAAACCUAAGUAUGGGGAUUUUGACAAUGACAUACACAUGUACCUAACGUUAUGUAUACAAUUUAGUAGAGUGGAUUUGAUGGAUAGGUGCAUGUGGUGUGUAGAAUCUGGCAUUAAUUACAAGUCAAUUGUAGCAAUAAUUGAUUUGGCUAGCCUCUUAUUGGAAGUUUGUAACACUAGUUUCAACAACACCGGCAACGGUACAGCUUUUGAGAAAUGUAAUGAAAUUCCAAACGAUGUGCAAUUGAACUUGUUAUAUGAUGUUGUUCUGAAUGGACUGGUGGAUCAAAUUGCAAUACUGGAGUGCGAGGUUAGCAAAUUGUAUACAACAUUGGUAGAUGGUAUGCAUGCCAAAAUACAUGGAAAUAGUCGUUGCAAUGAUAGGAAGCACCAGCUUAUUGCCUAUAAUGGUAUUGUGGAAAAUAACGGGAAUCAUUUGACUGGAGUGCUGCCCGUGGAUAAGGAAAUGAUUGCCAGGGUAGAUUCAACGUUAGUUGAAACUAUGGGAGAACCGCAAGCAAUUCCGCCGCCGCUUUACAUUGCCGAAAUUGACUGUACUGUUGGUUACGUUACUAGAGUAUACAAGCCCAGUCAUCUAAAUCUAGGCGUCAUCAGAUAUCCCAUCAAAGGAGAUGUUGCUAGUAUGUGUUUUGGAAGGGCACUAGUAACUGGUAAAGUUUAUCAACACAUCAAUAACCCAAGUGUCUAUGAUGAUGUAGUAAAUCAUUUGAUGGAAUUAAAGUGUCACAACAGGUGCCAUUUGGAGGAGAUUUUGAAGGUAUGUAAGGGCAGAAGUGCUAGAAGGCUGGGAGAGUUGCUUAAUUUGUAA
Molecule: messenger RNA, 3003 nt
Organism: Babesia microti strain RI
Lineage: Eukaryota; Apicomplexa; Aconoidasida; Piroplasmida; Babesiidae
Product: Probable ATP-dependent RNA helicase DHR1
Exons: 9
Coding region: 1-3003 (1000 amino acids)
Biological process (GO): maturation of SSU-rRNA from tricistronic rRNA transcript (SSU-rRNA, 5.8S rRNA, LSU-rRNA)
Cellular component (GO): nucleolus; intracellular anatomical structure
Molecular function (GO): RNA binding; ATP binding
Source: RefSeq, a predicted model, not a curated record